Molecule: messenger RNA, 724 nt
Organism: Dacryopinax primogenitus
Lineage: Eukaryota; Fungi; Basidiomycota; Dacrymycetes; Dacrymycetales; Dacrymycetaceae
Product: F1F0 ATP synthase subunit C
Exons: 6
Coding region: 15-641 (208 amino acids)
Biological process (GO): proton transmembrane transport
Cellular component (GO): proton-transporting V-type ATPase, V0 domain
Molecular function (GO): proton-transporting ATPase activity, rotational mechanism
Source: RefSeq, a predicted model, not a curated record
UCAUUCUUUUCAAAAUGGGUGUAGUAACCUACACAUCCUACCUUGCUGUUUUCAUCAUAGUGCUCAUAACACUCUAUCUCCUGUUCGCCGGUCAGGGAGAAUGGUUCAAUAUCGGCCAUUUCCUAGAAGAGAGUAGUCCAUACAUGUGGUCCAUGGUUGGUGUUGGACUGUGUAUUGGACUAAGUGUGCUAGGCGCAGGAUGGGGGAUAUUCAUUACUGGAGCAAGUAUUCUCGGAGGUGGUGUGCGAACGCCAAGGAUAAGAACGAAGAAUCUGAUCAGCAUCAUCUUCUGUGAAGUUGUGGCGAUCUACGGAGUGAUCAUGGCGAUCAUUUUCUCCUCCAAAUUUGCCUACAUACCUGAAUCCGACCUUCGCACCCCUUCAAACUACUAUACGGGCUUUGCGCUUUUUUGGGGUGGACUCACCGUCGGGGUUUGCAACCUCCUGUGCGGCAUUAGCGUUGGUAUUACCGGCUCAAACGCUGCUCUUGCAGAUGCCGCAGAUCCGACGCUCUUCGUCAAGAUCUUGAUUGUUGAGGUGUUUGGAAGCAUCAUGGGCUUAUUUGGGCUGAUCGUUGGGCUGCUGAUGGCUAGCAAGGCGAACAGCUUCACUGCAAUGGAAAAAGCUGCUGUUCCGUUAUGAGCCACCUACACUCCUUUGCGUGAACGCCUUCUUUUAUAACCUGUACAGAAUGCAGCAAUAUAAUUAACCAAGCUCAUCAUUAC